Molecule: messenger RNA, 2841 nt
Organism: Triplophysa dalaica
Lineage: Eukaryota; Metazoa; Chordata; Actinopteri; Cypriniformes; Nemacheilidae
Gene: kctd9a
Product: potassium channel tetramerization domain containing 9a
Exons: 12
Coding region: 153-1322 (389 amino acids)
Biological process (GO): protein homooligomerization; intracellular signal transduction
Molecular function (GO): protein binding
Source: RefSeq, a predicted model, not a curated record
GGACAGUUGCUUCGUCAUCUUGAUACAAUGUAGCUAGGUUUGUUCUUCCUCCUCCUUUUACUUAGGUAUUAGUUUAAUACAUAGAUAAGUUAACGACCUAUUUAUUUAUUAUUUGCUGUAUCGGCAAUACGUUCAGUUAGUUUAAACAAAGCAUGCGCAGGGUGACGCUUUUUGUCAACGGAACCUCCAAAAAUGGCAAGGUUGUAGCUGUUUAUGGGACUUUGUCCGAUCUUUUGACAGUCGCCAGCAAUAAACUGGGAAUAAGGGCUUGUAAUUUAUAUAAUGGGAAAGGUGGCCUCAUAGAUGACAUUGGACUCAUCAGAGAUGAUGAUGUGUUAUAUGUGUCAGAGGGAGAUGCUUUCAUAAAUCCCCAGAGUGAUAGCAAGACAUCAGAUGACAACUCCGGUUCGCACACCGAUUGGCUAACGCUGAAUAUUGGUGGGCGGCUUUUUACGACGACUAGGAGUACUCUUGUGAGUAAGGAGCCUGACUGUAUGCUGGCACACAUGUUUAGAGAGAAAGAUGUUUGGGGUAAUAAGCAGGAUGAACGAGGGUCUUACCUUAUUGACCGGAGCCCAGAGUACUUCGAACCGAUCCUGAAUUACCUAAGGCACGGUCAGAUCAUUGUCAAUGAAGGAAUAAACAUACUCGGAGUGCUGGAAGAAGCUCGAUUCUUUGGAAUAGAGGAGUUGGCUGAACAGCUAGAAGUCGCCAUAAAGAAUUCACAUCCACCUGAAGAUCACUCUCCACUUUCCCGGAAGGAGUUUGUUCGAUUUCUUCUGGCUACGCCGACCAAAUCAGAGCUACGCUGCCAGGGUCUGAAUUUUAGUGGAGCUGAUCUUUCUCGGCUUGAUUUGCGCUAUAUUAAUUUUAAAAUGGCAAAUCUGAGUCGUUGUAAUCUCACCUAUGCAAACCUGUGCUGUUCAAACCUGGAGAGAGCGGACCUAUCGGGAGCCAACCUGGAUGGUGCUAAUCUUCAGGGUGUGAAGAUGCUCUGCUCCAAUGCAGAAGGAGCGUCUCUGAAAGGAUGCAACUUUGAGGAUCCAUCUGGGCUAAAGGCCAAUCUCGAGGGUGCUAAUCUGAAAGGCGUUGACAUGGAGGGCAGUCAGAUGACGGGGAUAAAUCUGCGUGUGGCUACACUGAAGAAUGCCAAGCUAAAAAACUGUAACUUGCGUGGUGCUACAUUAGCAGGCACAGAUCUUGAGAACUGUGAUCUCUCAGGCUGUGAUCUACAGGAAGCCAACCUGCGUGGCUCAAAUGUGAAAGGAGCCAUUUUUGAGGAGAUGCUGACUGCACUGCACAUGUCCCAAAGUGUGAGAUAACCAAUUAAAAUGCUCCCUGUCCAACAACCUUACCAGCCAGCUGUUAAUAGCACCACCCUCCCAACUUCCUGUUUCACGCUCAUGUGGAACCGUAUGCAAUACAAUAUUAGCACUUGACUUGCCCCACCCCUUAUAUUUUUACCUUACUCUCAUGCACUAAUGCACAUCCAGGGUCUAAUUUCAAAACGGUAAAAGCUUUUAGAAAUUCCAAAUAUAUAGAAGUUGAUCAAAGGUCAACCAAACCCAUUGCUUUAAGUUGUAUUUUAAGUUUUAUUAUGCUUUGAGUUUGUCUUAGUGAAUGUAUAAGUUUUGUGCUUCUAUAUGAUGAAGUCAACAUUUCAACCAAAAAUAUAUAUCGCAUAAAUUAGGCAAUGCCUUUAAAGGCUUAUUGUUGCCUUUUUGCACAGCAUACAGCAGAACCUACAUACUCAUAGUAGCAUAGUUUGUGUACACGAUAUCUGAAUAAUGGAACAUACCUUAAUCCUAUCUCAUACAGGUCUGGUUUCAAAUAUGCAACAUAAACACAAAUCUCUUACAUAUAAUUUUCUCAUAUUUACACAGAAAUUUCUUUGUUUUGGUGUUUGUUGUUUAAUCUUCCUCCCAUGUUGCCCAUUCUAUAUUUUCUUUCAGUUCACUCGAAAGUCCAUGCAGAGACUUCAACCAAAUACAAACCAAAUGUUGUCACAUUUUGGCAACACUUUCAAACGUUUUAAUCCUUUGAUAACUGUGUAAUAGCCAUAGGUUAAUAUGCACAAUAAUUAACCAAUGGUGCCAAUAUGCUGGUUUAUAUUAUCUGUUUGUGUUAUGGUUGCCACCUACUCCUUAGUUUUCACUCCCAUUUUUUUUAUUUAAUAUUGUUUAAGUUGAUGUGACCAACUGUUGUUCAUCCAUACCAAAAAGUGAUGUUUCUUGUGUCAUUUUCAGCUCCAGUGCUUCCUUACACGGUGGCUAUCAUAUUGAAUUUGUCCCUGUUAUCAUGUCAUUUCUCAAUAUUUAAUCUGAAAAGCACUUAAUUAGGAUUUGACAUUGUGCACUCAUAUCCAAAACUAUACUGUCAAAUCUUUAUAACAAAUUUAGCUCUUAUUUAUACAUAAGACAAUUUAAGCACGUUUAUUACAUGCAAUUUAGGUCUUCUUCACAAAUAUCGAUCGUAUUAUAGACUUUAUUAUCAUCUCACCUGGAUUAUCUGAUGCACCCAUCUCAGUCAGAAAUGACACCUAGUUAUAUAUAAACAUGCUGUUAUUUUUUUCAUUUCGAAUUGUUGGGUACUCAAUCAAUCUUGUUAAAUGAAGGCAAUCAAAAUAGACUUUGCACUUUAAGUGUGAUUCUCUAUGUUUUGCACUUUAAGUGUGAUUCUCUAUGUAUAUCAGACCCUUGAUGAAAGGGUGCAAGCUAUUUAUUUAUGUAUCAGGCUGUAUUUAUGUAAAAGGUAUAGGUGAGGACCCUGUUCUAUCCUUGCCUUUCUUGCACUCACUAUAUUGCAGAAGUGUAUUUCUAUAAAUAGACUGUUAUAAUCAAA